AGCAAUUGUUCGACGAUCAGAACAUCCCCUUUCCAUUUCCUUUAUUCUUCCUUUUUUUCGCCCAUUCCAUUCUUUAUUCUUCUCUAGCCAAUGCUUACAUCGCUUUUGACGUGGGGUAUUGGAGCUUUGUUGACGGGCCAGGUGGCCUAUGCUGCUACUCUUGAGGGCAGUGCCAAUAUCACUCCUCAAGAUUAUUACGGUUUACCUGCUGCUGCUUUAGCCAAUAACCCGCCUGCUUGUGGAAUGCCUUACAACCAGCUGAAUUUGGCGCGUAUUACUGCUGUUCAGAACAUGCGUACUGACUCCACCUGCAACCUCUGUCUCAAAGUGAGCAGCAGCCAAACCGGCAAGAGCAUUUACGUGCUUGCUGUCGACAUGGGCGGUUCGGGUCUUGAUUUGAGUAUCCCUGCUUUUGAAUACCUGUUCAACCAGCGCUAUGAUGCCUCACCCGCCAAGUGGGAAACCGUAGAUGAUUCGUAUUGUACCGGCAUUUACACCCCUGGCAAGAAGAACCCUAAUCAAGGCAUUGACGCUGGAAGCGGUGGUUCCCAAACAUCGCCUGCCACAACCAAGACACCCACUACUACCAAGACUCAUGCUCCCAAGACGACUACCACUCAUCGCACCACCACCACCACCACCAGUGCCACUCCCACCACCACAAGCAAAUCAAAGACCAAGUCCAAGACAAAGACAAAGUCGGCCGCUAAACCAUCUUCUUCCGCCGAGCCCUGGAGGCCUAACAAUAACCACAAGCCUACUCCGUCCAAGGUUACGGAUUCUCCUCAUCCCACUAGCAAGAGCCACUCCAAAACAAAGACUCCAUCCACGCCGUCUGCCAGCCAUCAUGUCAAGCCUACUUCUCGUCCUCAUCGCCCCAGACCCCCUCACUAUAAGAAGGAUAAUGAUCGCAAGAAACACGCUGAUCAUCACCGAAGAAGAGACGACAGUGAUAACCACAAGCCUCGUCGUCAUCAUGGUCGCUAUAAUGGCAGAGACAUGAAGCAUCGUAGAAGACAGCAUCGUCGUGGUUUUUUCAAGAAAAGCUGGAUUCCCGCUUGGUAGAUCCGAUCCAUUAGAGCCAAUUUUUACUAGUUGUUGACUGGUUUCAGCAAUAAAUAAACAUUUAUCUUCAUUUUCGCGUCGAGUGAAAUGUUGAAUAGAGUGAUUAAAAUGCAUUUCAAUAUCUAUUUCUUACUGGUCUGACUGAAUCGAUAAUGAAUUGAAAUAUGAUGAAUAUAGAACGUCUUAUGAUAGGUAGAUUGGUCGAUUUAAAGAUGAUGAUUCGUAGGCAAUAACGAGGAUGAAAAAUCUAAAAGUACAAAAGACGAAGAAGGGGCGGGAAGAAGGAG
This is a messenger RNA of Radiomyces spectabilis, 1352 nucleotides long. RefSeq lists its product as uncharacterized. Bases 91 to 1065 code for a protein of 324 amino acids. Lineage: Eukaryota; Fungi; Mucoromycota; Mucoromycetes; Mucorales; Radiomycetaceae. The transcript is spliced from 3 exons. The record is from RefSeq and is a predicted model, not a curated record.